AUGCAUUUGGGACAACACCGAUUAUUUCGCUCUACAGCAGAACCAGGUACCCUGUUUUACCGUGUACUAUCUGUGUAUAGCGUACGUAUUCUUUCGUUUUUAUGUUUCUGAUCAUUUAAUAUAAAUUGCUACUAUUUUGUGCGCAUCAUUGGACAAUUCCGUUAAGCCUAUAAAGUUAUUGCGAAAAUUAUGGCACCGUUAAAUUCUUAUUACGAACAGAAGGCUAGAAGGUGGUUGAUUUCUAAUUUCGAGAGAAGCAUCACAAUUUAUGAGAUAGCCAUGUUACAAAUCUGUGUUUUUUAGAGCAGCAACAAUAGAAACUGUUGUUGGAACUGGAAUAUUUCCUUUUAAUCCUAAUCAUCUAUAUACCCCCAUCGGAAACAACAAAUAGAAACUAUCACGACACAGCAACAAGUGAAGAUACCAGAAGAGCAGCAUUCGCGGAAGUUUUACCGUCAACAUCAACAGAAAUGGAGAGUUUCCUAUCGACAUCAAAAGAUGCAGAAGCUAUGGUGUUCACAUCGAUAGAUGUAGAACCAAUACCAUCAUAA
Heterotrigona itama is the source of this 551-nucleotide messenger RNA. Lineage: Eukaryota; Metazoa; Arthropoda; Insecta; Hymenoptera; Apidae. The record is from the annotation of a GenBank genome assembly.